Ornithodoros turicata is the source of this 2786-nucleotide messenger RNA. RefSeq lists its product as uncharacterized. Gene Ontology annotation, molecular function: protein binding; metal ion binding. The transcript has a single exon. The record is from RefSeq and is a predicted model, not a curated record. The coding region runs from base 37 to 1803 and encodes 588 amino acids. Lineage: Eukaryota; Metazoa; Arthropoda; Arachnida; Ixodida; Argasidae.
AGCCACGAAAGAGCCACCGAGAUCUGCAUUGAAAAAAUGGCGCCGGCUCGCUUCACGUGUGUUGGAUUCUCGCCUCAACUCAAUUGGCGAAUCGUGGAAUUCGUGUGCCCUUUACCGAUAUAUCGCAUAUGUAGCGUCUGUAGCGUUGUACCAGAUACAAUAUUUAGCCUGGAGUGCGGCCACGUCUUCUGUCAGUCCUGCAUUAAUGAUCUAACUCAAUCCGAAACUCUGGCCUCGUGUCCCUUUGACAAUAAAUCGUUCGACGUGCGAGGAAUCUCCAAAGAUGUGUCGUCUGAGGGUUUCAUCAUGAAUUCCAAGGUAUUUUGCUUGAACAAAGACACAGGAUGUUCAUAUACGGGUCCGUUAUCGUCUAUGAUAGAACACUACACUGGUGAAUGUUCACUCCAUAUUGUUCAUUGUCGUUCCUGCAAGAGCGAAAUCACACGACGAGAUAUUCUGCCCCAUGUCAGAGGAGGCUGCUCGCGUGAAACCGUACUAUCACGCAACAUUGUCUUCUCGGGAGCCAGUGAUGGAGAGUUCAGCAUGCGAAAUGUAUCUGACACUAUCUUAUCCAAGAUCGAUAGCUUCGAAGAGAAGUUCCUUAAAACUUGCGACGAGCUGAAACACAUCCUUGGACAAGGUGAAGCGGGGAUACCAAUUCAGGAACCGCACGUUGAGAGCACGCGGGCCAGAACACCAGACACAGAUUUAAGCACGGAAGCAGUGUCUGACCAGGAGAGUCCAGAGGUCACGGAACGCACAUGUGCAAGUUCCUUGUCGCAAGAAAGUGAAGACUACCAGAACAGCCCACUGGGAGCAAAAAAGGCGGACACUGCGGUAUUGCGGGAAAUACCUAACAAUGUGGAGACUCCGCCAUCUUCAAACUUGCAUGGGGCAACAGCACAGAAUACCCCUGCUACAUCGUCUGCAUUGAAACCUGGGACAACCAAAAAUUCCAAGAACUCAGAGUCUCAAAAGAAGCCCAAUGAAGCAAAUCAUUAUGGUUCUGCAACGGCAUCGUGCGCUGUCGGUGUACAAGCAGCAUCCAAGGCUUCAGAUGUCAUCGAGACAUCUACUGCAAGUAAUGCGUUGUCUCCCUCGAAGGCGUCGAAGGGCACUGGGACUACACCGUCGAAAAUGCCGGGAUUGAAGUCGUCCAGCUCGUCGCAGACCGACAUGAAGCCAUCUGCUACGACUCAAACGGCAGCCAGUCCUGCUACUUCGACGGUGUCCACCAGCUCGAAAUCGAGCUCAACUCCGCUACUCACCGCAUUUGUUCCAUCCGUCUUUCUCAUGGAUCCAAGUCUUUCCGACGGUGCAGCGGGCAACAGUGAGCCGACAGGCUCGACAAUAUUUACGUGGGAGGUGAAGCCCUACUGGAAACUCCGAAACCGACCCACACCGGAUGAGCCCUGCAUCUUCUCGAGCGAUCCUUUCUUCAUUGGCGAAAAUGGCUACAAAGCCAGACUCGAAGGACGGUUUCAUGAAGACGAUUCCGAGGUCUUCCUCGGUUUAUACAUUCACCUUCAGAAGGGUCCAAACGACGCCAAGCUUGACUGGCCGUUCAAGAAAAAGUGCACUUUUGUGCUUGUGCAUUCGAAGCAUGAGAAACGCAAUUUAAAGUUUGUGUUGGGUGAAGAUCUGCAAGAAAACAAGAGUCUCUCUAUCAACUUCUGCCGACCAAAAAGGGUGGAGAACGACGCCGUCGGCAUUGCAAAGUGCGUUUCGGCGGCAUGUAUGAAGCAGGGAGGGUACGUCAAGAACAACACAUUCAAGGUGCAUUUUGUUACGUGUGGUCCAUGACAUUUUGUAGAUUUGUGGAGCUCACUCUGUUGUUUCGUGUCUGGUUGCUGCUUAGUCUCAUGCUUAGUUUCAUUGUUUAACCGCAUCAAGUAUUGCGUUUUAGAUAUGUCAGCACGUUGUUAAGUCUCAUCAUUUCCUGUUUCUGGAUGUUGUAACGUUGUUUGUGACACACACAGACAUAGAUACCUCUCGACAUGAUCGUUCUCAUAGCCAAAUAACGUGAAGAAACACAAUCCGAUCUUGUUGAGGGUGUUGAGUGCACAUGCUUCUGUUAUUCACAUAGUGCCAUAUUUACUUAUUUCCCACAUCAACAGUACACAACUGUAUUUGAUUUAAGUUCGGUUCAUUUCCUUGAAACCCGACUGUCGUGAUAUUCAUGUUGCUGCUGUUUAAAAAUAUAGAGUCAUAACGUGCGAUUUUUGUUCUUUACCGUUACAUAUGUCCAUUCCUGUCAGGUCAUUCUCUGACAGCUGAAGCAAAUGGCAGAAUAAGAUGUUAACAACAUAUAUCUGAAAUCAUUUGUCAAUUGUUUCUUAACCUACGCAAACAAGUCAGGCGUGUAAAAAGUUUCAACAGCAAAGGUGAACAGAGACAUGCAUCAUUAACAAAGGUUUCAACGUCGGCCAUGCCAGAGUAAUUUUUUACACGGCGAUAGAAAUCCACAUUAUACAUGCACAUAAAGCACGCUUUCGCUACAGGAGCGUAAAAAUGUACUACCACAAGGGAUACCGAGGACAUUCUCGUAACAAACACACACACACACACAAAAAAAAAACACACACAAAAAAACUGCACAACAGUGGUAUCGUCCUACAGGCGGGACUUUUGCACGGCGAACUUCCUCUCUUCAAUAGCACCCUUCAAAAGCUUUAGUGCAUCAUCUGCACAACCCCAGCAGACUGUAAUGCCUGAACCACCAUGCCCAUAAUUGUGGAUUAUUGGUAACUGUAAGAACAAAGACAAUAAAUGUAAUGGUUAUUGUA